UACCACGAGAAAAACUACAACAACUACGACUACAACAACAACUACUACUACUGCUCCUCCUUCAACUACCAGAACAACCACAACUAAAAAGCCCACCAAGAGCCAUUCUAAAACAAGUCACCACACAGAAACAGAAGGUGAAUUGGACUUUUCCGAAAAGCAACCUGAACCUUUACGUCCUCCUCCUAGAAAACAUGUGACACAGGCCCCAAGAGGGAAAGCAUUACUUGUGGACCGUGGUAGAGGUAGAGGAGGUCCAAACCCAGAUUCAGACUCAGUCAUAAACCUGUCUGUUACAGAAGCUCCUCAAUCCGUCACACAACCAAUGCAGCUCGAAGACAAGCAUGUGGGGAGGGAGAGAGAGAGAGUGAACCAGAAGAACAAUCCUGUUUGGACAAACAGACGAAGACCCCCUUACAGACGGGGCAGACCCCCACAGAGACGGGUUCGACCUCAGAAACCCUCCCUCCCCUCAUCACACAAACCACAGACGACACUCCCUCAACCCGCAACAACAGUGGAAAAACAAGAAUCUACUGCAUCGCAAAACGACAAUUCUAAAAUGGAGGACAAUAUUACAGAACACAUACCCACUAUUUCAACACAUGAUGACAAUGAGCCUGUUGACCCGAUCAUUAAGCCCAACACUGCUACAGACAAAUCAGAUAGCAUUGACAUAAAAUCAUUAACACCAGAGGUGAAAGACCCUAGUAUAGUUAACCCAUCAAACAGGGAGCAUGUGCCUGCACCAGAGACAAUCACCUCAGCAGAAAAUCUACCUCCCCCAACUGAGGUGCCUCGACAGGAGAGGACAUGGGAGAACUUAAAUAAACAGGAUGUUAUUAGACAGACUACCCAAAACAGGCAAACAUCCCCAAAGAUAACAACAACAACAAAGCCCACUCAUAUUAAUUAUGACAUUCAUUUAAAACCUAAUUUGUCACAUGAUACGGUUGCUAUGGCAACACCCGUCCUGACUAAAUUUGACGUUUCAGAUAAAGGAGCUGCAAAGCCAGAAACCCCUUUAACAAAAGUACAUUUUCUAAAUCCAACUCCUAAAAAAUCACAAGAUAAGACACAAACACAUUUGAGAACCGUUGCAAAAGGCAGUGCUGCUCGGGAGGACAUUCUGAGGAACACACACAGAAACUCAUAUAAAAAGGAGGAGGAUCACUCUCAAAUGAAACCUGACAGUCCCAGUCUCCCCAUCCACCCCUGGAUCUACCAACAGAACGUCCAAAUGAGAGUUCAAACCACCCCUCCACCCCGCGCUCCCACCCCCUAUUGGCCUUAUAGCCGCUUCCCAGUGUGGCCCUCAGGUCAUGGUUCAGGGCCACAUCCUGCCUUUACGGAGAGGCCCAUGCUUUUCCCCCACCCAGGGGGCCGGGGCGUUGGGGUCACCAAUCGACCAGAAAUCACAGCUGAGACUGUCAGGCCCACAGCGUUCAUCUCUGCUUCACCGGGCAGUGGCAUGGCAGCCUCACUGACCUCCCACCCGCCCCACAGGGGCCCAGGCCAGGCCAGCAGGACCCGACAGCAGGACCUCUUAAUGCUCUCCAAGCUCAGAAACAGAUACAGACAGGCUCAGCUGGACCGUAUUUUACAGCUAGGGAAGAGAGUGACAACUAAGCCCAAGAUCAGUCACCCUACACCUAGACCUCACUACCAGCCUCCCACUCCAUCAUACAACUACUGGCCUGUGCCGCCCACCACCUCCCUCCCCGUGCCCACCAACAGGCCCUACUCCACAGCCAGUGUCCUGUACGGCAGCCGCUGGCACUACAGCCACUGGGGCCCGAAGAGGCUGAGCACGGCCCUGCCAUUCCCCAACCUGAUGGGUAGUGGGGUGAAGCCUAGGAUCAGCUCUGUGAACACAGUCAGUGUGUCUGCCCUGGCUGAGGGUGAUGUGCUGCUGCCCUGUGAAGCAUCAGGAGACCCACAGCCAGCGCUCUCCUGGACUAAAGUCUCCACAGGUGCAACCGUCCAAGCCAACACAAAACACGGACAGAGAUUUGAAGUUGUAAAGAACGGCACCUUUGUGAUUAAAAACGUUCAGCUACAGGACAGAGGCCAGUACCUCUGCACAGCACAGAACACAUUUGGCUCGGACCGAAUGGUCAUUACCCUGGCUGUGCUGACCCAGCCUCCCAAAAUCAUAGGUCCCCACUCCAGAGAGGUCCCAGUGUAUUUGGGGAAGGCUAUAAGCUUAGACUGUGUAGCCUCUGGCAAGCCCCAGGCUCAGAUCUCCUGGAUUCUUCCAGACAGGACCUUUGUGCGUGAUGUGGGAGCUUUUGACAGGUCAGCCUCUCUGCUGGCUAACGGCACCCUGAGGAUCCAAUCAGCUAACUUCUCCAGUAAAGGCGACUAUAGGUGUAUUGCUAGCAAUGCGGCCGGGGCUGACACAGUGACUUUUCACAUCCACGUGGCAGCGCUACCGCCCACCAUCAACGAGGAGGCCUCGGAGAGCAUUGUCAUCCAGGAAGGGAGAAGUGUGUACGUCCACUGCACUGCCAAGGGAGAGCCUGCGCCCGUGCUAAAGUGGACCCUCCCUGCAGGGGUACAUGUCAAACCCUCUCAGUUCCUCGGCAGGAGACUGUUUGUCUUCCCCAAUGGGACGCUGUACAUCAAGAACAUCUCUCCGGAAGACUCUGGGAGGUAUGAGUGCUCUGUGACCAACGCAGUGGGCGCGGCCAGGAGAGUUCUGUACCUGAAGACCAGGCAGGAGGUCCCCAGCCUGCGACUGUCACACCACCCCUCCCAACAGCACAGAGUCACAGCCAUGUAUGGCUCCACUGUAUACCUGCACUGUCCAGAGUCCACUGGCUCUCCCCGUGGCACUCUGUGGCAGCUACCGUCCAAAACAUUGCUGGAACAUCGCUACAGCCCUGAGAGACCUGUCACCGUGUUUUCCAAUGGGACCUUACGGAUCCUGCAGCUGACUGAAAAAGACGGAGGUAGCUACCUGUGUAUGUUCCAGAGGCCCAACGGUGAGGACAUGGAGCUGUUCCAGGUGCAGGUGCUCAUGAUGCCACCUAAGAUCGAACAUCUGGCCACAGCUCAGAAGAGGGUGACCUCCGGGGAGAACUUCCAGGUGGACUGUGUUGCCUCAGGCCUCCCUGACCCAGAGGUGUCCUGGAGCCUCCCUGAUGGAACCAUGAUCAACAACGCCCUACAGUCGGACGACAGCGGCACCCGUUCUCGCCGCUAUGUCAUCUUUGGGAAUGGAACACUGUUGCUGCAGCAGAUGGGAAAGAAGGAUGAGGGGGACUAUACAUGCCAUGCUAAGAAUGAACUGGGGGAGGAUGAGAUGAAGGUGAGCAUCAAAGUAGGCCCUGACUUUCCCCGAAUCACAUCCAAGGCUCAGUUGUUGCUCACGGCCCGACUAGGAGAGUCUGCCUAUAUGACGUGUCAGGCGACUGGGGAGCCUCCACCAACCAUUGUGUGGCUCUCCCCAAGCAAUGAUGUCAUCACAUCCUCUUCAACCAAAUACCAAAUCUUAGAUGAUGGGACUUUGGUGAUAAAGAAGGUGACUUUGGCCGACCAAGGGAAGUAUGCUUGUGUGGCAAGGAGUUCUGCUGGGGAUGACAUCAAGAACAUUAAGAUACAAGUAGAACCAAGAGAGCCACACAUCAAUGAACAAGCUGGAAGAAGCAGUAUGAAAGUGUUGGCAGUAUCUUAUCAGACAACACUGCUCGACUGCAGAGCGGAGGGCAAGCCUGAGCCACGCGUUUCCUGGGCCGCACCCUACGGCCUCUCUCUGCCAACACCUUACCUGGGAGGACGCUUUCAAGUCCACAAGAAUGGGAGUCUAGAGCUACGUGGAGUGAGGAAGACAGACGAGGGUCAGUAUGUGUGUUUGGCCAAAAAUCACUUGGGAGAAGCAAGCCUGGCAAUUGAGCUUGAAGUGGCAUCCAUAGCAGAGAAGCCAAGCUUCGCCAUGCCGAACAUUGAGAUUUUACCAAUAAAACAAGAUGGAAGUGAUGUCACUCUGGAGUGUCCUGCCCGCGGUAAGCCAAACCCAGAGUUUGUUUGGAUCCUGCCAAAUGGCACAGCGCUGAUGCCAGGCACUAGACAUCAACACUUCACUCACUAUAGAGGAAACGGGACGUUGCGCAUCGCCCAGCCAGUGACAGCUGACAAAGGGGUUUACCGUUGUCUGGCGAAAAACGUGGCUGGGACUGCAGAGAAGCGAUACGCUCUAGAACCAGGAAGAAAGCCUGUGAUUCGAGGCACAACAGGGAUCAUGAAGAUCACGUUUGGCCAAAUUCUCAACCUGCCGUGCUCUGUGGAUGGCUGGCCACAGGCCUCAAUCACAUGGACCCUACCAAACGGCCUGGUCCUGGACAAGCCCCAGGUUAUUGGGAGAAUUACAUUUUUAUCAAACGGCACGCUUCAACUCAAAGAGGUCGCCACAUUUGACAGGGGAACCUACGUCUGCAAGGCCACCAACACAUUUGGGUCAUCUGCGUUGUCAUACCCAGUUGCAGUUAUGGUGUAUCCUCCAAGUAUCACAAACGCACCCCCUUCCAUCACUAGAGUCCACAGAGGUUCAUCAGUAACACUUAGCUGCAUCGCUGCAGGCAUACCAAAGCCUGAAAUAACAUGGACUCUACCUGGAAGAACCACACUUGUUCCCAACAACCGUUUCACGGCACAGGGAGGAAUUCACAUGACAGUUGAGGGCAGCUUGGUCAUACAAGACCCAGUGCUUAUGAACUCAGGGAUUUACAAAUGCAAUGCAAAAAAUGCUCUAGGAAGUGACUUCAAAGCAACAUAUCUUCAGGUGAUCUGAGCCACAACCAAACAGAAGUGCCUAAUCUAAUCUGACAAUUACACUUGAAUGUAAAACCUAAUCCUCUAGAAUACCAUAUGUACAGUGUAAUUAUGUAACCUUACCAUUAAUGUGCAUAUUAUAAGAGGUAAAAUAGUGUGAACUCUAAUAUCACUUACAAGGAAAGGAGAAAAAGGUCUGCUAUAAUUGUUGGCAGAAAUAUAAGCAUAUAAAAACUUGACAGAUGUGACUUAGGGAAUGCUCUCUUUUCUUUGAAUUUAUAAAUAUUCCUGUAUGUAAAUAUCUAAGUAUACUGUGUUGACUGAACUCACAUUGUUGGUUUAUCUAUAUGCCUUUUUUACCAAGAUACAGCUUGCAGGUGCCUAGUGUUACUUCUGACAAUAGAAAAAAUAAAAGUGAAUCACUUACA
Salvelinus namaycush (lake trout) is the source of this 5201-nucleotide messenger RNA. RefSeq names its product matrix-remodeling-associated protein 5. The record is from RefSeq and is a predicted model, not a curated record. The transcript has 3 exons. Lineage: Eukaryota; Metazoa; Chordata; Actinopteri; Salmoniformes; Salmonidae. Bases 326 to 4792 code for a protein of 1488 amino acids.